This is a messenger RNA of Trichoderma aggressivum f. europaeum, 348 nucleotides long. RefSeq lists its product as uncharacterized. The record is from RefSeq and is a predicted model, not a curated record. The transcript has 2 exons. Bases 1 to 348 code for a protein of 115 amino acids. Lineage: Eukaryota; Fungi; Ascomycota; Sordariomycetes; Hypocreales; Hypocreaceae.
AUGGCAGAGGACGAUCACAAGCCCGCGGUGGAUGUUCCGCAGGUGUCCGUCUCCAACAAUGAAGCUUCAAACCCGCCCUCGCAGCAGAGCCAAGGGAACGACGUCGUCAUGGCGGAUGUGCCAACAGACCAAGCAUCACCGGCACCCGCUGCCUUUGCACCCAGCCCUGCUCCUGGCCGAACAGGAACUCCAGCGCAUGGUUCUAGAGCGGCUUCAGCGCACCCAGAUUCAGGAUUCACAAUGCCUUCAGAGCCACCGUUGCAUGGCGAUUCAACGCGGCGAUACUUGAAUUCAAAGGUCACGGGGGCCCUGCUGGAGGGGAUGAAACUGCUGGCCAAAGAAAAGUAG